AUCAUCUGCAAGAGGAGAGCUUGGAAGACCUCUCGUCCUCCGACUUCCCUGAGCGAGCUUGGAUGCUGGAAGAAGCCUCUUGGAUAUGGGAUCAUAUCUGGUUUAUCACAGCCUGGGUUUGAUCCUCUGCUGCUCCGUCCUGAGUUCAGUCUACGCUCUGGUGGAUGCUGAUGAUGUCAUCACCAAAGAGGAGCAGAUUUUCCUCCUGCUGAAAGCCAAGGCCAAGUGUGAACGACACCUGAAAGCCAAGGUGGCCAAGGUGCAUGAUGGCUUUUGUCUUCCUGAGUGGGAUGGUAUUGUCUGCUGGCCUGAGGGUAUGCCAGGCAAAGUGGUGGCUAUGCCAUGUCCUGAGUACAUCUAUGACUUCAACCACAAAGGCCACGCUUAUCGCCGGUGUGACCUGAACGGGAGCUGGGAGCUGGUCCCAGGCAACAACAGGACCUGGGCAAACUACAGUGAAUGUGCCAAGUUCCUCACCAACGAGACAAGGGAGAGGGAGGUCUUUGAUCGCCUCUAUUUGAUUUAUACUGUUGGAUACUCCAUCUCUCUGGGAUCCCUCACAGUUGCUGUCCUUAUCCUGGGAUACUUCAGGCGUUUGCACUGCACUAGAAACUACAUCCACAUGCACCUCUUUGUCUCCUUCAUGCUGAGAGCUGUGAGCAUCUUUGUGAAGGAUGCAGUCUUGUACUCCGGGUCAGCUCUGGAGGAGAUGGAACGGAUCUCAGAAGAAGACUUGAAAUCCAUCACUGAAGCCCCUCCAGCAGAUAAAUCACAGUUUGUGGGCUGUAAAGUAGCUGUUACCUUCUUCCUCUACUUCCUGGCAACCAAUUACUACUGGAUUCUGGUGGAAGGGCUCUAUCUCCACAGCCUCAUCUUCAUGGCAUUUUUCUCAGAGAAGAAAUAUCUUUGGGGAUUCACAUUAUUUGGCUGGGGACUCCCUGCUGUAUUUGUUACAGCGUGGGCCAGCGUGAGAGCCACUCUAGCCGACACAGAGUGUUGGGACUUGAGUGCUGGCAAUUUAAAGUGGAUUAUUCAGGUGCCCAUCCUGGCAGCUAUCGUGGUAAAUUUUAUUCUUUUUAUCAACAUUAUCAGAGUCCUAGCAACCAAGCUACGAGAGACGAACGCAGGGAGGUGUGACUCAAGGCAACAGUACAGGAAGCUGCUGAAAUCUACCCUCGUCCUCAUGCCUCUGUUUGGUGUUCACUAUAUUGUUUUCAUGGCUAUGCCAUACACAGAUGUGUCAGGGAUUCUUUGGCAAGUUCAAAUGCACUAUGAAAUGCUGUUCAACUCUUUCCAGGGAUUUUUUGUUGCCAUCAUAUACUGUUUUUGCAAUGGAGAGGUCCAAGCAGAAAUAAAGAAGUCGUGGAGCAGGUGGACAUUAGCACUUGACUUUAAACGAAAAGCACGAAGUGGGAGCACAACCUACAGUUAUGGACCAAUGGUUUCCCACACCAGCAUCACAAAUGUAGCCACAAGAGGGGCACUUGCCCUCCAUCUCAAUACAAGACUUAUCCCAGGGACCCUCAAUGGACACCGGAAUUUGCCAGGUUAUGUAAAAAAUGGUUCCAUUUCUGAAAACUCCAUGCCUUCUUCUGGACCAGAGCAGUACAACAAAGAUGAGGAAUACCUGAAUGGCUCUGGGCUUUACGAUGGAGACAGACCCACAGUACUUGUUGAAGAAGAAAGAGAGACAGUGAUGUAA
Messenger RNA from Calypte anna (Anna's hummingbird), 1702 nucleotides. It is a transcript of the gene PTH1R, whose product is annotated as parathyroid hormone 1 receptor. Gene Ontology annotation, cellular component: plasma membrane. The record is from RefSeq and is a predicted model, not a curated record. Gene Ontology annotation, biological process: intracellular calcium ion homeostasis; cell surface receptor signaling pathway; adenylate cyclase-activating G protein-coupled receptor signaling pathway. Gene Ontology annotation, molecular function: parathyroid hormone receptor activity; G protein-coupled peptide receptor activity; peptide hormone binding. Lineage: Eukaryota; Metazoa; Chordata; Aves; Apodiformes; Trochilidae.